CGCCAUGUCUGAUCCUGCUGCAGCCGAGUAGACAGCGACGCAGCGGCGAAUUGAGAGGAUUCGGAUCAGGUUCGGAAUCCGAAUGGCGGAAACCUCGGGGAUUCCACAGGGCUCCCCAGCUGUUGGGGCGACGGGCUCUGCCCCAGCCGCCCCUGGAGUCGGCGGAACCGAAUGUUCGGGAGUUGUAGUCGGCUCCGCACGUAUUGCAGUGAAAAAGGCUCAGCUCCGAGCCUCCCCACGUCCGAAAAAACUGGAGAAACUCGGAGUGUACUCCUCUUGCAAGGCUGAAGGAGCUUGUAAGUGCAAUGGUUGGAAGAGUCAGAACCCGCCCCCAACACCGCCACCUCCAACCCCACCUAGGGCUGAGCAGCCCACUGCUGUGAACUUGCAGGAGCCCUGCAGGAGCUGUAGCCACUCCCUUGGUGAUCAUGUGACCCACCUGGAGAAUGUGCCGGAGGAGGAGAUGAACAGGCUACUGGGAAUUGUCCUGGACGUGGAAUAUCUUUACACCUGCGUGCAUAAGGAGGAGGACGCAGACACCAAACAAGUCUAUUUCUCCCUGUUUAAAUUGUUGAGAAAGUGCAUCCUGCAGAUGGGGAGACCUGUGGUUGAGGCUUUGGAGAGUCCUCCGUUCGAGAAACCCAGCAUUGAACAGGGUGUGAACAACUUUGUCCAAUAUAAGUUCAGUCACCUCCCCUCAAAAGAGCGGCAAACCAUUGUGGAGUUAGCCAAAAUGUUUCUCAACCAGAUCAACUACUGGCAGCUGGAAACUCCCUCACAGCGGAGACAGCGGGCCCCCACUGAUGAUGUAGCGAGUUAUAAAAUCAACUACACUAGGUGGUUGUGUUACUGUAACGUCCCUCAGUUUUGUGACAGCCUCCCACGAUAUGAGGUCACCCAGAUUUUUGGCCGAACGCUUCUUCGCUCCGUAUUCACCGUAAUGAGGAAACAGCUACUGGAACAGGCCAGACAGGAAAAAGACAAACUCCCGCCUGAGAAACGCACUCUCAUCCUUACACACUUUCCCAAGUUUCUCUCAAUGCUGGAGGAGGAGGUGUACAGUCAUACUUCUCCUAUCUGGAGUGAAGAUUUCAUUAUUGGCUCAUCAGGAGCACAGAUUCCAACAGUGAUCAGUGCACCCCCGGUAGCCCGACCUCUGACCUACAACAGUAGUCCUGCUCCCGUGGAGAUGGUUGGAGGAGGCAGUUUAAGUCCAACACAGAAAAAUACAUCCUCUGUGGAACCCAGUCCAGGUGGAGAGAAGAGGAAGCCCUCUGAGCUGCUGUCACAUGAGGACAGUAAGCGGACACGGGUGCUCGGUGACAUCCCCAUGGAGCUGAUCAAUGAAGUCAUGUCCACCAUCACUGACCCCACGGCCAUGCUUGGACCGGAGACCAGUCUGCUGUCCGCUCACUCUGCGCGUGAUGAGGCAGCACGUUUGGAGGAGAGGCGUGGGGUCAUAGAGUUUCAUGUCAUCGGGAACUCGCUCAACCAAAAACCCAACAAAAAGAUUCUCAUGUGGCUGGUUGGGCUCCAGAAUGUCUUCUCCCAUCAGCUACCCCGCAUGCCCAAAGAGUACAUCACACGCCUCGUCUUUGACCCGAAACACAAGACUCUGUCUUUGAUUAAAGAUGGCCGCGUGAUUGGGGGAAUCUGCUUCCGAAUGUUCCCGUCUCAGGGCUUCACUGAGAUAGUCUUCUGUGCCGUGACGUCAAACGAACAAGUUAAGGGUUAUGGUACUCAUUUGAUGAACCAUCUGAAGGAAUAUCACAUCAAACACGACAUUCUCAACUUCCUCACGUAUGCAGACGAAUAUGCCAUUGGCUACUUCAAGAAACAGGGCUUUUCGAAAGACAUUAAGGUACCCAAGUCUAAGUAUGUGGGCUACAUUAAAGACUAUGAGGGAGCCACUCUGAUGGGCUGUGAACUGAACCCCAGCAUACCGUACACAGAGUUCUCCGUCAUCAUCAAGAAACAGAAAGAGAUCAUUAAGAAGCUGAUAGAGCGAAAGCAGGCUCAGAUUCGGAAGGUGUAUCCUGGACUCUCCUGUUUUAAGGAGGGAGUUCGACAGAUUCCUAUUGAGAGCAUCCCAGGCAUCCGUGAGACAGGUUGGAAGCCUCAAGGAAAAGGGAAGGAACUCAAAGAUCCAGACCAACUCUACAGCACCUUAAAAGCCAUCCUGCAGCACGUCAAGUCCCACCAGAACGCAUGGCCUUUCAUGGAGCCUGUGAAGAAAACAGAGGCUCCUGGAUAUUACCAGGUCAUCCGCUUCCCUAUGGAUCUAAAAACAAUGAGUGAGCGGUUGAAGAGUAGGUACUACACCACGAGAAAGCUCUUUAUGGCAGACAUGCAGAGAAUCUUCACCAACUGUCGUGAAUAUAACCCACCUGAAAGCGAGUACUACAAAUGUGCCAACCUGCUGGAGAAGUUUUUCUACACUAAGAUUAAAGAAGCUGGCCUUAUUGACAAGUAGAUCACACGAACCACCAUACUGAUCUGUUUAUGUAUAUUUAUUUAUUUAUUUGUUUGGUCUAUGUUCAAAUGAGUUCUCUUGCCCUGUCUCUCACUCCUCCUGUCCUCUAAGAAGAGGGGUUUGCUUGUGUGUGUACAGAGCCAUGAAAAACUAGCAUGUCUGUUUCUGAACAAUUCCUCCUGCCAAAACAGAACAUUUCAGACGCUAUGUGUGUCUAUGGGACAACUUUAUGAAGAGUUGCACAUUUGUUGACACAGGGAAUGGGGGAGGUUAGGGUUAAGCACACAUUAUAUUAAAUGAACUAAUGACAUGCCCUAACCCGUGCUUUAUGUCCAUCUGCACUUAUUUAUUAUUUAAGAUAAACAGAAUUGUGAUAAAUAGGAGCCUUUGUAAGAAAUGAAUAUUUGUGAUAUAUGAAAAUUGCUUGUGGUUCAUUUGAGUGUGUCAGUGUUGUGCUGUACAGUGUGUGUGUGUGUGUGUGUGGGUGGGUGAGGAAGGGAAGUUGUUUAUGGAUUGGCUCGCAACUUACCUGCCAAUCUAACAGUACACCUUUGUUUUUGAAGAAGGAACUGUGAUAAUGUGCAAUAACUUGUAGGUUUCUUUUGUUGUUUUGUAAAACGUUUGUACUUUGAAAUAUUUAGAAAAGUGGACUUUGUAAUACAUUGAGGAACAGAUGUUUCAAGGUCUUUUUCUUGUAGUUUUAAAGACAGUCUAUUUUAUAGAAGGAUUAAAAAUUGACAGUAUUUAGACUAACCAGCUAUAACAGGUGUGUUGUUUCUUAAUUAUGUAAUAUUCAAAAUAAGUUCAGAAACAACUCGUUACCUUUCAUAAGGACAGUGGCUUUUUUUUU
This is a messenger RNA of Chanos chanos (milkfish), 3323 nucleotides long. RefSeq names its product K(lysine) acetyltransferase 2B (gene kat2b). The transcript has 18 exons. Gene Ontology annotation, biological process: chromatin remodeling; positive regulation of transcription by RNA polymerase II. Gene Ontology annotation, molecular function: histone H3 acetyltransferase activity; protein binding. Bases 83 to 2473 code for a protein of 796 amino acids. The record is from RefSeq and is a predicted model, not a curated record. Gene Ontology annotation, cellular component: nucleus; ATAC complex. NCBI's taxonomy places the organism in Eukaryota, Metazoa, Chordata, Actinopteri, Gonorynchiformes, Chanidae.